Nomascus leucogenys (northern white-cheeked gibbon) is the source of this 2180-nucleotide messenger RNA. Its product is annotated as zinc finger protein 883-like. The record is from RefSeq and is a predicted model, not a curated record. Gene Ontology annotation, molecular function: RNA polymerase II cis-regulatory region sequence-specific DNA binding; DNA-binding transcription factor activity; sulfotransferase activity. Lineage: Eukaryota; Metazoa; Chordata; Mammalia; Primates; Hylobatidae. Gene Ontology annotation, biological process: regulation of transcription by RNA polymerase II.
AUGGCUGGUGAAUCUAUCUGGAUUGAAGGGAUUCCUUUUCCCAGCAAUAAUUUUACAGACCUGAGAUGUUUGCAGGAUGAAGUUGUGUUGUGGGAUGAAGAUGUCAUUAUACUUUCUUACCCAAAGUCAGGAACCAUUUGGAUGGUGGAGAUCAUCAGUCUGAUCUACUCCAAGGGAGAUCCUAGUUGGGUCCAAUCUGUUGUUCCCAGGGAUCAUUCACCAUGGAUAGAAGUUAAACGGAAGAAAGCAGGUUUAGAGAGUCAGAAGGGCCCACACCUCUAUACCUCCCACCUUCCCAUUCAGCUCUUCCCCAACUCAUUCUGCAAUUCCAAGGCCAAGGCGCAGCGUUCUCAACACCGCCAACCGGCACAAAGCCACGCCCCCAAGGCCGAACUCACGCCUGCGUACUCAAUCACCAGCGGAACCCUCUCCACCAGGCUCCGCGUCGAGGCCCUACGGGGCGUCAGUACGCACGCGUACUUUGUGUCCCAGGUAGCUUGUCUCUUAGCCCUUGUAGGCCUCUGCAUUCCGGUCACUGGGAGCGGGGCCGUGGGGCUGCACAUGCGCACUGCGAGUCCUCGCCUAGUCCCAGAAACCACCCGGGCGCAUACGCGGUGCGGCCGCUGCUUCAGGUCGGCGGCUCUAAAGAGACCUGGCUCUGCAUUUCCAGGACCCGGUCACUGUUCAGGACACUGUUCCAGCGCAGUGCACAUUAGCCAUGUCUCAGAGGUGCCAGGUGCAGAGAUUAAGGAGUUAUCUGCAAAGACGGCUAUUAAUGUAUUAUCUCAGUUUGACAGAGUGAUAACAUGUAUAAGAAACGUAUGUAAGGAAUGUGGAAAUGUAUACUGCCACAAUACGCAGCUUACUCUCCAUAAGAGAAAUCAUACACGAAAGAAAUGCAAUCAGUGUUUAGAUUGUGGGAAAUACUUCACUCGUCGAUCAACUCUCAUUCAGCAUCAAAGAAUCCACGAGAGACCCUAUAAAUGUAAUGAAUGUAGUAAAACCUUCAACCAGAGGGCACACCUUACCCAGCAUGAGAGAAUUCACACUGGUGAGAAAACUUGCAAAUGUAAGGAAUGUAGGAAAACCUUCAGCCAGAUGACUCAUCUCACACAGCAUCAGACUACACAUAUGGGAGAAAAGUUCCAUGAAUGCAGUGAAUGUGGAAAGGCCUUCAGCCAUUCCUCAGCUCUUAUGGAUCACCAGCGAAUUCAUAGUGGAGAAAAGCCAUAUGAAUGUAAGGAGUGUGGCAGAGCCUUCACUCAAAGUGCCCAGCUCAUUAGACAUCAGAAAACUCAUUCUGGAGAAAAACCCUAUGAGUGUAGUAAGUGUAAGAAAUCUUUUGUGCGCCUGUCUUCCCUGAUUGCACAUUGGAGAAUUCACACUGGAGAAAAACCAUAUCAAUGUAAGGACUGCAAAAAGACCUUCUGUCAUGUCAUGCAGUUCACUCUGCACAGGAGAAUUCAUACUGGUGAAAAACCCUACGAAUGUAAGGAAUGUGGAAAGUCCUUUAGCGCCCAUUCUUCUCUUGUUACUCAUAAGAGAACACACAGUGGAGAGAAAACGUAUAAAUGCAAGGAAUGUGGAAAAGCCUUCAGUGCGCACUCUUCCCUUGUUACUCAUACGAGAACACACAGUGGAGAGAAACCCUAUAAAUGCCAUGCCUGUGGGAAGGCCUUUAAUACUUCCUCCACACUUUGUCAACAUAAUAGAAUUCAUACUGGUGAAAAACCCUUUCAGUGCAGUCAAUGCGGGAAGUCCUUUAGAUGCAGCUCUCACCUUACUCGACACUGUAGAAUGUGUAAUGGAAAAUGUUAGCAAAUAACCAAAACUCAAAAUGUUAAUUCUGAUUAUUCUAUAUCAUCACCAGUACUUUGUCCUCUCAGUCUUUUUAAAUAUGCUAUCUUAGUUUAUAUGGAAUGAUAUUUCAUUGCACUGUUAAUUUAACUUAAAAAUGCCUUCCCUUGACUGUUGAUAUAUAUUUUCUGUGAAGUGUGUGUUGAAGUCUUGCAGAUUAUUUUUUAAAUUAGAGAUUUUUUAUUAGUAUUAUCUCCUAAUGCUAUCCCUCCCCCCUCCCCCUAAUGUAAAUGAUGAGUUAAUGGGUGCAGCACACCAACAUGGCACAUGUAUACAUAUGUAACAAACCUGCAUGUUGUGCACAUGUACCCUAAAAGUAUAAU